Molecule: messenger RNA, 1937 nt
Organism: Strongylocentrotus purpuratus (purple sea urchin)
Lineage: Eukaryota; Metazoa; Echinodermata; Echinoidea; Camarodonta; Strongylocentrotidae
Product: cortical vesicle protein
Molecular function (GO): protein binding
Source: RefSeq, marked validated
UGAGACACACGAGACACCUCCAAGAGCACGAUAACCUAGCAGUCUGGGGAAAUCAGCAAGGCGUUUUUCAAAUCGAUUUUUCAACUAUAAUAAAGCAUCACACUGGAUUUAAGAAUGGCGAGUGGACCAUCCUACAUGCUUCUAUGCACCUUGAUGCUAAUGAUCGUGAGAGAAGGCGUAGCUACGUCGCAGUUCCUGAAUGACUUCGGGUUGUGUAUCGUGGACAAAGGUUUCACAGCAUCAGCCGGAGAUUUUAUGUUUACAACCGAUCCCGUGGUUGAGCGAGGCUCAGCGGCCAGUUUCAUCAUAUCGCAAGAUGGGAUCAAGAUCAAUGAUGACGGUACUUAUUUAUUCAUUAUUCAUCGAGCUGGAGUGAUUGCCAGGGAUUCUCAAGGAUCCAGGCCUGACCCGUUUCUCUUGAAAAUCAGCAACACACCCAAUGUUGAAAUAGUGGACACCGGAGAAGAGUCGAUUUGUACCGUGCAUGUGUUGGCCGAGUUAAAGAGGGAGAAUAUAGUGUCUAUCAGUAUACCAUCAAGUCUUAAUACCGUCCCUGCAGAUGAAAACCGACCUUUCAUUUUCUCGGCGUUUCUCCUCUAUCACACCCCAAUCGUCUCGUUUCCACGUGCUCGUCAGAGUGCUUUUUCGGUUAACUUGAACGGCGUUGACCUCUCAGUUGCUGAUUCGAUCAUCAAAUCAUUCGCACCUCCAACAGUCAACAUCGGCGACGAAUUCGACAGAAUGACAGGUGUCUACACCGCCCCCUUCGAAGGUCUCUAUAUGUUCCACCUGGCGGUCACCUUCUCAUCUGAAGCAGAUGGAGAAGGAAGAGCCGCCGUAGCAUUUCAAACGAACGGGAAUACCAAAGCUCAGGUUUCUGACCAAGUUCAGAGUAUUCCGCAGAUGCCGGCCUUUCGAGACAUCUACACCUAUUAUUUGCCACCACAAAACAGCGCUAUUACUGUAGCUCAGAAUCUAAACCAAGGUGAUAAAAUUACUCUUCGAAAUGUCAUCGCGGUAUCAGGAGUUAGAGGAAGUGUUACGUUUGUUGGAUACCUCCUUUCCUAACCAUCCAAAUUAUGUUUUGAACAAUCCCAAAUUACACAUGUUUGCAAAUACUCUUCGAACCAUCAAACCGAAUACAGAAUUGAAAAAGUUUACACAAUUUUCCCGAAGCAAUUGAACGGGAUUGAGACGAUGCUUAUAAUUAUAAAAAUAGCCUAAUCUAUCUGAACAGAAAACUACUGCUUAAUUAGUCCUUUCGUUUCGUAUAUGAUUAGAUGUACAAAGAUGACAAUAGGACAAUAUUUUUGUUCCCAUGUUGAUACCAAAGAACCCGAAGAAGGGAGGUCAGUAAGGAUUUUAUUUUCUGUUCAUGGAUUCUGACUGGUAAAGUGAUUAGGCCUUAUAUUUGUAAGACGUAUUAUUUACAUUUAUAUCAAUGUACAGUAGAUCCAUCUGACAGUGCAUUAUUUGAUAAUGAAUAAGCCACUUCAGGGAUACCAUCUGCGCAUGAGCAGAUAAAGGUCAAUUUUGUACAAUACUAUAAAACCAAUGGCCAUCAAGACGACUGUUGGAUAAUUGGUCAUAGAAGUUAGGAAAUAAUUAUUGAUGUAUGCACCGACAGCACAUUCUAUGAUACACAGGUGGAAAACUAUAAAGUUUUCUUUUCAAGAUUUCAAACAAAAUGUAUUCAUCAAUCACCGACAUCACUUUGGCAGUGAUGAAUUGUAAAAUUAACAAAGAAAAUAUAUACAUUAAGGGGGUAUUUGUACAACUGCUGUCUCUGAAGUGAUUUGUUUUUCGUAGUAUAGAGGAAUACGUUUUUUUCCAUCCAGAAUAUCUGUUCGAGCUCUUGAGAUCAAGACUGUUUGUAUAGCAUACAUAAGGCAGAUCUAAUGAGGUAUAAGAUGAAUAAAUGAAUAAAUGGAUGAUAU